Epinephelus lanceolatus (giant grouper) is the source of this 568-nucleotide messenger RNA. RefSeq names its product kisspeptin 2 (gene kiss2). NCBI's taxonomy places the organism in Eukaryota, Metazoa, Chordata, Actinopteri, Perciformes, Serranidae. The record is from RefSeq and is a predicted model, not a curated record.
CUUGAAUCAGCACUGUUGGACAGAGAGACAAAGGAUUUGUACCUUGUGUCCAAACAUGAGACUGGUGACUCUGGUUGUGGUGUGUGGCCUGAUUGUUGGACAGGAUGGAGACAGUGUGGGAGCAGCUCUGCCGGGAUUUGACUCUGCACAGAGGACACAUGCAACAGGAUCCAUCCUGUCUGCACUGAGGAGAAGGAGCACAGGAGAGUUUGUGGCGGAGGAUACCAGCCCGUGUUUGUCCCUGAGGGAGAAUGAGGAGCAGCGGCAGCUGCUGUGUAACGACCGCAGGAGUAAAUUCAACUUCAACCCGUUUGGCCUCCGCUUCGGGAAACGAUACAACGGCUACAUUUACAGGAGAGCCGUGAAAACAGCCAGGACAAAUAAGUUUUCACCCUUUUCUCUCUUCUCGCGAGAACUGGAGGUGCCUUCUUGAAACAGAUGCGUGUCUUCCUUUGAGGACUUGUGUCCCACUGGUGAAAAGUCAAGGUGACAAGUGUCUGUCUAUAUGUGUUUGGAAAAGGCCUUUUGUCUCAGAUGAAAUGAUGUUUCUGUGAAUAAAACUUUUGUA